Molecule: messenger RNA, 954 nt
Organism: Mesocricetus auratus (golden hamster)
Lineage: Eukaryota; Metazoa; Chordata; Mammalia; Rodentia; Cricetidae
Gene: Tex29
Product: testis expressed 29
Exons: 6
Coding region: 342-848 (168 amino acids)
Source: RefSeq, a predicted model, not a curated record
UGGCUUCCUUCUGUUCACCCCUCCCCCCAGCUGACUGUGAGCAGUAGACAGGAAGAGCAGUAGCCAGUUCUUGGUCCAACCAAAACGUCGUUUCUACUUAGGGUCCCGGAGGGGCAGUGGAGAGGACUUGACUCUGGAAACGAUGGACAGGUUGGUGGCCACACCCGCUGCCUUGGGGCCAGGAAGAGCCCCCAAAGCUUGACCUGUUCAUUCUCUGGUGCCACACCACAUGUCCAGCGGAUGGCCACAGAGCCACCCUGUGCAGAGGCAUCCUGCCUGCAGGUGUGGACACUCUGAGACCCCUGCGUGCUGAGGUGGCCUGUCCUGUCUUCCAGACAUGCAUGUCCUGUAGCCCCUGUGCUGAGGCAUAUUUGAUCCCUGCAUCCCUGUCAGCUGCUAUCAUGAGAUAUGCCCCAGAAGUGAAGAAGUCCCCAACGCACCUCCUGAAGAAGUUUGCAGUGUGUGACAUCCCUCUCUAUGACAUCUGUGACUACAACAUCACCAGGGACCGGUGCAAAGACCUCGGGUGCUGUUUCUACAAGGGGGUCUGCUACGAGAAAGCUGUUCCCGUUUAUGUGCAGGUGUUCUCUGUCCUGAUCGUGCUCAUCGCCGGGGUCUUCAUCGUCGCCAUCACUUACAGGGUCAUACAGGAGAGCACAAGGGAAACAGAGAUCUCCAUGGAGCCCACAUCAUCAUACAAGACCACUGAGGAGCCUGAGCUGUAUUCUUUUCAAGAACCAGAGUCAUUCAAGCUCACCCCGCCAAGUGUCUCCUACAAGAAGGAAACUGACGAGAGCCAAGUAGAAGCCGAAGUGACAUUCUCAGAACAUGGAGAAACAGAAGAGUAAUGAGCACAGGGAGGCAGAGCUGUGAAAACAUCGGUGGUGUGUCCCAGUGAAUGCGUGUGAUGCAGUGACCACCAAGAAGAAAAAAUAAUAAAGAUAUUUUGAGUGC